Messenger RNA from Penicillium argentinense, 225 nucleotides. RefSeq lists its product as uncharacterized. The transcript is spliced from 2 exons. Bases 1 to 225 code for a protein of 74 amino acids. NCBI's taxonomy places the organism in Eukaryota, Fungi, Ascomycota, Eurotiomycetes, Eurotiales, Aspergillaceae. The record is from RefSeq and is a predicted model, not a curated record.
AUGCCCUAUAGCGGUGCCAACAACCAGAUGGAUGCUGAAGUCUACAGCGAGCUGACCGACACAAAUGGUCUUGAUCUGGAGUCUUAUUAUGCAUCCCUCGUCGACUGCUACAUUAACGGUAGCGGCGAGGUCGACGUGACGGCUACAACGAGCAACGGCAGAUCCCGCGCUACUUCUAUAACGGAUAUGCACGAAGCGGGUAAUGGCACAACGACGGGACUUUGA